Messenger RNA from Quercus robur (English oak), 1566 nucleotides. RefSeq lists its product as uncharacterized. Lineage: Eukaryota; Viridiplantae; Streptophyta; Magnoliopsida; Fagales; Fagaceae. Bases 262 to 1197 code for a protein of 311 amino acids. The transcript has 3 exons. Gene Ontology annotation, cellular component: chloroplast envelope. The record is from RefSeq and is a predicted model, not a curated record.
CCCGCGCACAAAGCCGUAAACCGUCGAAUCCAUCGCUAAAGCCUCUCUCUCUCUCUCUCUAUAUCUUACAGUAAGAAAAGUAGGAGCACCAAAGCUCCAGCAAAAACCCUAACCAUGGGCACUCUCAAUCUCAGUUCUUCAUCCCACCCUCUAAAUCCAAUUAUUCUUCCCAACUGAAAAACAACUAAAACCCACUUCUUAUUAUAGUUAGUUAGUUAGUAUAGCCACACUGCACACGCAUACAACAGUUAGCCAAAAACAAUGUCACUCACUCUCCAAAACCUCUUCACAAACUCCACCUCUCGUUUCAUCCUCCAUUUCACCACCACCUCUAAUCCCAAAAACACAACCGCCAUCUCUCUCCCAAUCACCUCUCGCCACGUCACUUCCCCACUACAUUCCCGCCAUUAUCAAUUCCUCCCCCACCAUCAUCCUCAUCCUCAUCCAACACUCAGACUCAGACUCAGAGCCACAACCAGAGACGACGUCGUCGUAGUCGCCGGCGGCGGCGGCGGCGGAAAUUUCAAUUUCAACUUCGAUUCGUUCCUCUCCGUCGCCGAAUUCCUCUGCCUCGCUUCUUCCUUGGUCGGUCUCGCGGCGAAUCUAGCGGUGCUCUUGAGCUCGAAGAAGGCGGUGCUGGUGGAAUUGGUUGGGAACAAGGCUUGGGCGUGGUGGGGGAUUGCGUUGUUGGCCGGUGGAGUCGCGAUUGGGUCGUGGAUUCGGAGGCGGCAGUGGCAGCGGUUGUGUAGGCAGACUUGGAAUAACGGCGGUGGUGGAGUGGUGGAGGUGAAUUUGCUGGAGAGGAUUGAGAAAUUGGAGGACGACUUGCGGAGCUCCGCUACCAUAAUUCGGGUCUUAUCAAGACAGCUUGAGAAGUUGGGUAUAAAGUUUCGGGUCACCCGCAAGACUCUCAAGGAUCCCAUUGCUGAGACUGCAGCUCUGGCUCAAAAGAAUUCAGAGGCCACUCGGGCAUUAGCAGUGCAAGAAGACAUUCUGGAAAAGGAGCUUGUUGAAAUUCAAAAGGUGCUUCUGGCUAUGCAGGAGCAGCAGCAAAAACAACUUGAGCUGAUUCUUGCAAUUGGAAAGGCUGGGAAGCUAUGGGAAAGCAAACGGGAGCAACAUGAAGAACAAGAUACAAUUGAAACAAGCAAUUCGGCUGAAGGGGGGUUCAAAUGGAAGGAAACCCAACAAAUUUAAGCCUUAAUACAAGCGAGUAAUCAACUUAUGAUUUUGAAGCAACAAUUCCUAAAGGAAAUUUUCCUAAGACGAUUGGACGUGCUGGAUACAAUCAUAGGUAUGUCAUAGGGGCAUUGUUUUUUUCAUCCUGGGAAAUGUCCCUGGUCUAAAACACCAUUAUGGAGGUUGUAGGAAAAACAACAUAGGAAGAAUAAAUUGGAGAUGUACUUCUAUUUUUUGUGAACAUGGCAUACCAAUGAGAUACAGAUGGUUCUUCCUGCUCGCACUUGUAUUUGUUAUUGGAGGUUGUAGAUUGAUGUAUUCUUUUCAAAUUUUGGGUGGUGAUAUACGGUCUCAGUAAUCAUAUUGCGAGCUCAUUCCAUUUCUAAA